CCUGUUUAUCAAUCAUUAGCUGUGUUAGUCAGUAGUCACAAAAGAAGAUAGAAAAUUAAGAGAUAUGAGAGAAGAGAAGGUUAUAGUGAGGGUGUUCGACAAGGAGAAGGACAGGCACGGCGCCAUGGCCGUAGAGGAGAUGUGCGAGGUUGGGCCAAGCGGUAAGAUGUCCCUCUUCACCCACCUCUGUGACCCCGUUUCCCGCGUUUGCCACUCACCUGCCUUUCACAUGCUGGUAGCCGAAACGGCUGGGCCGGAGAAACAGAUCGUGGGCCUUAUCAGGGGCUGCAUCAAAACCGCCACCUGCGGUAAGAAACCCUUCCGUUGUCCCGCGAAACACCAGACCCCUAUCUACACCAAGCUCGCUUACAUCCUCGGCCUCCGCGUCUCCCCUUCCCACCGGCGGUUGGGCAUUGGGUUGAAGCUAGUGAAAGAAAUGGAAGAAUGGUUUAGAGAGAAAGGGGCGGAGUACGCUUACAUGGCGACGGACAAAGACAACGAAGCAUCAGUGAAGUUGUUCACCGGGCGGUGCGGAUACUCAAAAUUCAGAACCCCUUCAAUCCUCGUCCACCCAGUGUUCGCCCACCGCCUCUCGUUCCCUCGCCGCGUCACCAUCCGCCGGCUCUCAAUCGCCGACGCCGAGACCAUCUACCGCCGCCGCUUCGCCACCACCGAGUUCUUCCCCCGCGACAUCAACACCGUCCUCAGCAACCGCCUCUCGAUCGGCACCUUCAUUGCCGUCUUCUCCAAUCCAAGAUCAAAACCCGAUGAAUGGAUCAACGCCGAAGAAUUCCUCAAAAACCCACCGGAGUCGUGGGCGGUGCUGAGCGUGUGGAACAGCAAGGAGGUGUUCAGCAUGGAGGUGAGGGGGGCGUCGAGACUACGGCGCGCGCUGGCGCGCGCAAGCAGGGUUGCCGAUCGCGCGUUGCAAUGGCUCCAGAUCCCAUCGAUUCCAGAUCUCUUCCACCCAUUCGGGCUUUACUUUCUCUACGGGUUGGGUGGGGAGGGGCCGAGGGCGGUGGAGCUGGUGCGUGCGCUGUGCGCGCGCGCGCACAACCUAGCGCGCGACGGCGGGUGCGGGGUGGUGGCGACGGAGGUGGCGGCGUGCGAGCCGCUGCGCGGUGGGAUCCCGCACUGGCGAAGGCUAUCGUGCGCGGAGGAUCUUUGGUGUGUGAAGAGGCUCGCGGAGGAUUAUAGCGACGGGUCCGUCGGUGACUGGACCAAGUCGUCUCCCCCGCCGUCGAUCUUCGUGGACCCGCGAGAGUUCUGAUCGGAUCGAACGGUCACGAGACACUCCUGUUUUUUGUAACAGAAUAUCCCACAUGUGUAAAUUAGCGCGCCCUUUUUUUUGGAAUUUUCCCUCCUUUUUUUUUUCUUUAACUGAAA
This is a messenger RNA of Dioscorea cayenensis subsp. rotundata (Guinea yam), 1386 nucleotides long. RefSeq names its product probable N-acetyltransferase HLS1. Gene Ontology annotation, molecular function: acyltransferase activity, transferring groups other than amino-acyl groups. The coding region runs from base 65 to 1270 and encodes 401 amino acids. NCBI's taxonomy places the organism in Eukaryota, Viridiplantae, Streptophyta, Magnoliopsida, Dioscoreales, Dioscoreaceae. The transcript is spliced from 3 exons. The record is from RefSeq and is a predicted model, not a curated record.